CUCUUAGGCUGAUCCAUGUUGUUCAGUUUGAACUUCUUUCACAUUUUCUCAGGGAAUCAUGUGUCAAUGAACUUUUAAUGCUCAUUGCUUUUAAUUUUUCAGCUUCAGUUCUAGAACCCAAACAUGGUAGUUCAGGUGCUUACUAUAUGAUUCAUUAGGUUCUUGUCCUGAGUCGAGUUUUUCAGUGUCUCUGACAGUUUUCUCCUCUGUAAGAUGGUAAAAAAUUCUUUCUUUAAUGAACUGUGAUGUUGCUAACAAGUUAAAAAUGUUAAACAUUUAGAGUAAUGCAUAGUAUAUUGGAAGUAUUCAAAUGUUGUUUGUCUUUGCUUCUCUCAUCAUCAUCAUCAUCUUUGGAGAUUUUGAGCUUUCUUUAAAACUACUGUGGACUUUGUCAUCUCUGAAAACACCACUCAUACUCCUCUGUAUCCAAGUUUGAUCAUUCUCAGUGUGUCUAACAUAUCUAGCCCUUCCACAUAGACAACCUGGUGUUGAAUUAUUAUUUGUAUAUAUUUCAUGUAUUGCCCACAAAAAAUGAGAAAUCUACUUCUAUUUGGAAGCUAUCAUAAUCUCAAUGACAAAGCACAGGAAAUUAAAAUUAGACAUACAAGUAGCUCUAAAUGCCUUUUCAUGGCUGCCAGAAUAUAUUCUUGAACUUAAUUGAUCUUUUACCUCUAUUCAUUUUGUAUGGAAAUAAGAACUCUCCUCAUGGCCUUGGUGAAACUUUUUUUUUAACUUUAAGUCACAGUUGACAUUGAAUGAUGUGGCCAUCCAAUUCUCUCCAGAAGAGUGGGAAUGCCUGGACCCUGCUCAGAGGGCCUUAUACGUGGAUGUGAUGUUGGAGACCUUCAGGAACCUGCUCUCUGUGGAUAUUUCUCAUAUACACAUCUGGAAAUUACAACUAAAAUCACACACUGAUAGAGGAGGAGUAUGCCGAACAGUGAUUUGGGGAAGAAAUGAAAUCCUGGAAAUCAAACAUUUUAACCUUCCAGAAAUUCAGGAGAACAUGAAUGACUUCAGGUUUCAGUGGAGAGAUGAUGAAAGAAAUUACAAAAAUAUCCGUACAUCCCUUAACCAAGAUGUCAUUGAUAGUAGAAGUCAACAUGGUAGAAGGGAUGCAGUAAGCAAUCAUACUGGAAAUAGACUUGUGUUAAGCCUUCAAGAUGAACUACCUAUGUUUAAACAUCAACAGAAAAUUGCAUUUAAUCAAGCUAAUAAGUAUGUCAACAGUAGCUCCUCAUUUUCACCUCUUCAAAUAGUUUCUCCUACUCUCCAAACCAAUAUUUGUAAUAUAUAUGGGAGUGACUUUAUAUAUCCUUCAAUACUGAUGCAAAACCAGAUCCCACACAGGGUAAGACCUUACAGAUUUUAUAAUGAGUGUGGCAAAAAGCUGCAUCAGGGCUCAAAUUUCAGGAGUCAUCAGAGAAUCCAGAUAGGAGAGAAAUUACGUAUAUGUGAUGUAUGUGGCAAGGUCUUUAGCCGAAAUUCAGAUCUUGUCAUUCAUCAAAGAAUUCAUACUGGAGAGAAACCUUACAAAUGUAAUGAGUGUGGCAAGUUCUUUAGUACAAAAGGAAAGCUUUCAGUUCAUCAAAGAAUUCACACUGGAGAGAAACCUUACAAGUGCAACGAGUGUGGUAAAACCUUUAAUCAGAGCUCAAUCCUCAGUCGACAUAGGAUAAUCCAUACAGGCAAGAAAUUACAUCAAUGUGAUGUAUGUGGCAAGGUCUUUAGCCAAAAUUCUGACCUUGUAAUUCAUCAAAGAAUUCAUACUGGAGAGAAACCUUACAAAUGCAAUGAGUGUGACAAGGUCUUUAGUCAAAAAAGAAAGCUUUCAAUUCAUCAUAGAAUUCAUACUGGAGAGAAACCUUAUAGAUGUAAUGACUGUGGUAGAACAUUUAGUCAGAGCUCAACCCUCAGUCGACAUCGAAUAAUCCAUACAGGAGAGAAAUUACAGAAAUGUGGUAUGUAUGCUAAGAUGUUUAGCUGAAAUCCAGACCUUGUAAUUCAUAGGAGCAUUCAUACUGGAGAGAACCCUUAAAAAUGUAGUGUCUGUGGGAAAGCCUUUCAUUUUUCCUCAGGUAUCAGCAGACAUGAGAUAAUCCAUGCAGGAGGCAGAGCCAUAUAAAUAUCAUGUAUGUGGCAGAGUCUUUCACUGAAGCCCUUGGACUUCAUCAGGAAAUUCAUACUAGAGAUAAACCUUACAAAUGUUAUAAGUAUCUUUCGUCAAAACAAACCUUGUGAGUCACCCAAGAAUUCAUAAUAGAAACCUUACAAACGUAAUAUGGGUGUGACAAGUUCUUUCUUGAGAAGACAACCCUUUAAAACUAUCAACAAAUUCAUAUGGCAGAAAAGCCUUCCAAAUGCAGUGAGUGUGGCAAGGUCUUUAAUCACAAGGGAAACCUUACAGUUUAUCAGAGAAUUCAUACUGGAGAAAAACUUUACAAAUGUAUUGAGUUAUACAAAAUCUUUCAUGAGUUGCCAGCCCUUGCAAAGCAUCAGCUGAAUUCAUACUAGAGAGAAACCUGAUAAGUGAGUGUUGCAACAUCUUUAGUCAAAGUUCCACUCUUAAGACUUUGGAUAAUUCGUAGUAACAAGGAGACAAUCUCCAUUGGCAAAUGCCUGGGAGUCAUUCUGCCGUUUCCCAGUGAUGUACUGACAAACAAAGGCAGAGCAUGCUACAGAGAAAAGAAGACUUGUUUUCCUUUGGAUUUAAAUUCAUUCUGGGGCUGCUCCCUGCCCUUGGCUUUUCUUCCACAUAGGUGCCUUUCACACAUUUUGCUUCUUCAAACUGUGUACUACCUCUGCUCCUGCUGUAGCAGAAACUAAAUGAGGCACCCCAUUAUGUUAGUCCUUAUACAGUCCUUUUCCUCUCCAUCCACUUAACCUACAGAUGUUUGUUCUCCCUCUCUUUCUUGCUUAUUUGCAAUCUGAAAAUGAUUGCCCUCUAGCUACACUUGGCGUUUAUCCUUCCAAGGAAGCAUUACUUUCCUCUCGGAGCAUUCUUCAUUCCAGAAAGAAUGUCAUGGGACGAUGACCUCAGAGACCACCAGAACCUGUUCUUGAAUCACCUGAUGCCAGCGUGAUGAUCUCAAUUCACCCAGGAAGGGAAGAAUGGAAGACCACACCAGCCCUCAUUCUUUUUUUCAGCCCCAUUUUCCACCUGGAAAGAAAAAAAAACAACCUGAAAACCUUAAGACCUCUUCCAACUUCCCAGGAAGCAGGGGCACAGUUUUUGACACACUGGCCUACUGUGUUCCCCCUUUACCUGGCAAAGUAAUAAAGCUACUUCUUUCUAC
Capra hircus (goat) is the source of this 3293-nucleotide messenger RNA. Its product is annotated as zinc finger protein 239-like. Lineage: Eukaryota; Metazoa; Chordata; Mammalia; Artiodactyla; Bovidae. The coding region runs from base 833 to 1984 and encodes 383 amino acids. Gene Ontology annotation, molecular function: DNA-binding transcription factor activity, RNA polymerase II-specific; RNA polymerase II cis-regulatory region sequence-specific DNA binding. The transcript is spliced from 2 exons. The record is from RefSeq and is a predicted model, not a curated record. Gene Ontology annotation, biological process: regulation of transcription by RNA polymerase II.